Molecule: messenger RNA, 399 nt
Organism: Rasamsonia emersonii CBS 393.64
Lineage: Eukaryota; Fungi; Ascomycota; Eurotiomycetes; Eurotiales; Trichocomaceae
Exons: 6
Coding region: 1-399 (132 amino acids)
Source: RefSeq, a predicted model, not a curated record
AUGGCUGAAAUUCCUCAGACUCGGAUCUUCAAGACGAGCCUGGGUCUUGCCGAACAGACAGCAGGGACAGAAGCAGCCGUAGAGACCUGUCGCAGUCAGAAAAAGAAGAUCGAUUGGCCUGUAUCGAUUGUUGAAGAUGACAAGAUGAUGACAGUAAUUGUUGCUGUCGAUCGAUCGAUCGUUCGUUUGUUCUUUUCUUCAAUGUCGUACAGUACCUACAGCAAACCAAACAACCCUAGCAGAAUCCUGUGUCACAGGAAAGAAGGAGUGGUAUGGACAGAGAGAGAGUGUGCAAGCAAGCCUAAAUCAAAUGCAGUGCAGUGCAAUGCAAUGCAAUGGCGGAGAAGAAAUCACAUUCUUUGCAGCGUAAGAGAGGACAGUGUAAACCUGCCUAAUUGA